Messenger RNA from Stereum hirsutum FP-91666 SS1, 1341 nucleotides. Its product is annotated as tubulin alpha-1B chain. Lineage: Eukaryota; Fungi; Basidiomycota; Agaricomycetes; Russulales; Stereaceae. Bases 1 to 1341 code for a protein of 446 amino acids. Gene Ontology annotation, biological process: microtubule cytoskeleton organization; nuclear migration by microtubule mediated pushing forces; nuclear division. The record is from RefSeq and is a predicted model, not a curated record. Gene Ontology annotation, cellular component: spindle; microtubule; nucleus. The transcript has 11 exons. Gene Ontology annotation, molecular function: structural constituent of cytoskeleton; GTP binding.
AUGAGAGAAGUCAUCUCCGUCCACGUUGGCCAGGCCGGUGUCCAGAUCGGAAACGCCUGCUGGGAACUCUACACCAUCGAGCAUGGGCUGAGCCCAGACGGUCGUAUCGAGCAUGGCAAGCCUUCUGGCGACAGCGGAUUCUCGACUUUCUUCUCUGAGACUGGCGCCGGCAAGUACGUGCCCCGCUCGCUCUACGUCGAUCUCGAGCCUGGUGUCAUCGAGGAGGUGAAGACGGGCCCCUACCGCUCGCUCUUCCACCCGGAGACGAUGAUCACCGGCAAGGAGGACGCGGCCAACAACUACGCGCGUGGUCACUACACCAUCGGUAAAGAGCUCAUUGACCCCACCAUGGACAAGCUCCGCAGACUCGCGGACAACUGUGAUGGUCUUCAGGGCUUCUUUGUGUUCCACUCCUUCGGUGGUGGAACUGGAUCUGGUUUCGGUGCUCUCCUCCUCGAGCGUCUCUCGACCGAUUACGGGAAAAAGUCGAAGCUCGAGUUCUGCGUUUACCCUGCACCUCAGCUUUCCAGCUCCGUCGUCGAGCCCUACAACUCCGUUUUGACGACUCACACGACCCUCGAGCACUCGGACUGCUCCUUCAUGGUUGACAACGAGGCCAUCUACGACAUUUGCAAGAAGAGGCUCAAUGUCUCCCAGCCGGGCUUCACCAACCUCAACAGGUUGAUUGCCCAGGUCGUCUCCUCUGUCACCGCGUCCCUCCGGUUCGACGGUUCCCUCAACGUCGAUCUUAACGAGUUCCAGACCAACUUGGUUCCCUUCCCCCGUAUUCACUUCCCCUUGGCUACUUACUCGCCUCUGCUCUCCGUCGAGAAGGCUGGUCAUGAGCAGAACUCCGUUUCUGAGAUGACCUUCUCUUGCUUCGAGACCGGCACCCAGAUGGUGAAAUGUGACCCCAAGGAGGGCAAGUACAUGGCCUGCUGCUUGCUCUACCGUGGAGAUGUCGUCCCCAAGGACGUUUCAGCCGCCGUUGCCAGCAUCAAGACCAAGCGUACCAUCCAGUUCGUCGACUGGUGUCCUACUGGUUUCAAGCUCGGUAUCUGCAACGAGCCCGCCGCCCAGGUCCCUGGCGGUGAUCUCGCGAAGACUAGCCGCAGCGUCUGCAUGCUUUCCAACACCACUGCUAUCGCUGCUGCCUGGAACCGCCUCGACUACAAGUUCGACCUCAUGUACUCGAAGCGUGCCUUCGUUCACUGGUACGUCGGUGAGGGUAUGGAGGAGGGCGAGUUCUCUGAGGCGCGUGAAGAUCUUGCCGCCCUUGAGAAGGACUACGAAGAGGUCGGCACCGACUCUGCCGAGCCUGAGGAGGAGGGCGAGUACUAA